AUGGCGGAGGGCAUUGAUAGACAGGCCGAUGAGCGGAUGGAAUUCGCAACAUCGAAAGAGGUGACGGUGGCGCCUACUUUUGAUGAUAUGCACCUGAAGGAAAAUCUCUUACGCGGAAUAUAUGCAUACGGAUAUGAAUCACCGUCAGCUGUCCAGUCCCGCGCGAUUGUUCAGAUUUGCAAAGGCCGUGAUACCAUCGCGCAGGCACAGUCAGGAACAGGAAAAACGGCGACUUUCUCCAUCAGUAUUCUUCAAGUCAUAGAUACUGUACUUCGUGAAUCACAGGCCCUCGUCCUUUCUCCAACUCGAGAACUCGCAACCCAGAUUCAAUCCGUUGUUAUGGCCCUAGGAGAUUAUAUGAAUGUACAGUGUCAUGCGUGCAUUGGUGGGACAAAUGUUGGAGAGGAUAUUCGAAAGCUAGAACAUGGACAGCAUGUUGUUUCCGGAACCCCUGGUCGAGUGGCAGACAUGAUCCGCCGUCGUCACUUGCGUACACGCAACAUCAAGAUGCUAGUCCUUGAUGAAGCCGAUGAACUUCUUAACCGCGGUUUCCGGGAACAAAUCUACGAUGUAUACCGCUACUUACCUCCAGCCACCCAAGUCGUUGUCGUUUCCGCCACGCUGCCCUACGAUGUCCUUGAUAUGACGACCAAGUUUAUGACUGAUCCAGUUCGUAUUCUUGUCAAGCGUGAUGAAUUGACCCUUGAAGGAUUAAAACAGUACUUUAUUGCGGUGGAGAAAGAGGAAUGGAAAUUCGACACGCUUUGCGAUCUUUACGAUACCCUAACUAUCACACAGGCAGUCAUCUUCUGCAACACGAGGCGCAAGGUUGACUGGUUGACGGAUAAGAUGAGAGAGGCCAACUUCACAGUAUCUAGUAUGCAUGGUGAAAUGCCUCAAAAGGAACGAGACAGCAUUAUGCAGGAUUUCAGACAGGGAAACUCUCGUGUCCUUAUCUCUACUGAUGUGUGGGCUCGUGGUAUUGAUGUUCAGCAAGUGUCCUUGGUGAUUAACUACGAUCUACCAAGCAACCGUGAAAAUUACAUCCACAGAAUCGGUCGAAGUGGACGAUUCGGCCGUAAAGGUGUUGCGAUCAACUUCGUGACAAGCGAAGAUGUUCGGAUCUUGAGAGAUAUCGAACUUUACUACUCUACUCAGAUCGAUGAGAUGCCCAUGAACGUUGCCGAUCUUCUUGCUUAA
Molecule: messenger RNA, 1200 nt
Organism: Arthroderma uncinatum
Lineage: Eukaryota; Fungi; Ascomycota; Eurotiomycetes; Onygenales; Arthrodermataceae
Product: eukaryotic initiation factor 4A-12
Exons: 4
Coding region: 1-1200 (399 amino acids)
Cellular component (GO): nucleolus; catalytic step 2 spliceosome
Molecular function (GO): RNA helicase activity; mRNA binding; ATP binding
Source: RefSeq, a predicted model, not a curated record